AUGAGUUCAGAUUGGCAUUCGUUACCAGUUAAACUCUCUGAAAAUAUCCUAGAAGCGAUUGAUGCAUUAGGAUUUAAAGAGUCUCUGCCUGUUCAGCAAUGUGUUAUUCCUCUUCUGUUAAAUUCAAAAGAUGUUGUAGCUGAAGCUAUUACUGGUUCUGGAAAAACCUUGGCAUUUGUUAUUCCAGUGUUGGAGAUAUUAUUUAAACGAGAACGCCCAUGGCAAACAUAUGAAAUUGGAGCAUUGAUUUUAUCUCCUACUUGUGAAUUAGCAAUUCAAAUAUAUGAUAUAGUAUUACAUUUUAUCAAGCAUAUCAAUGCAAAUUCCAAUAAACAUAAUUUCUCAGCGCUUGUUUUUACUAGUAGUGGACGUUCUAGUGGGGCGACAACAACAAAAUUUCAAGAUUUUAAAAAUUUCAAAGAAAAAGGUUCAAUUAUUCUUGUUGCUACACCUGGACGUUUAACUGAUUUAAUUCUAGCUGGUCCAGUUGUUGAUUUUGGUUUUGGUAAUAUGACUAAUCCUAUUAUAAGGGGACUACGAAGUAUGGAAGUUUUGAUACUUGAUGAAGCUGAUCGUCUUCUAGAAAUGGGAUUUGAAUCACAAAUAAACACUAUCUUAUCUUUCCUACCGAAACAACGAAGAACAGGGCUAUUUUCUGCGACUCAAACAAAUCGUGUUGAAGAUCUUGUUAGAGCUGGACUUCGUAAUCCAGUUCGUGUAACUGUGAGUCAACAAACACAAAAAGAGGUAGAAUGUGUGGAUAAUCAAACUUCACAACAACGUAUUCCAUCUGCACUUCAAAAUUUUUAUACUAUUGUUGAACCAGAUGAGAAAAUUUCUCUUAUUCUACGUUUUAUUUUAGCGCAUAGAAAUGAGAAAAUUUUAAUCUUUUUUGCUACAUGCGCAUGUGUAGAUUAUUUCUAUUCUAUACUCAGAGGACUCCUUUCAUUGAAACAAUCAAAACGUAUACAAAAACUACAUGGACAAUUAAACAAAAAUCGAUUUGAUCUUUUCAAUAAAUUUAAAGAAACAGCCAAUGGAAUCUUAUUAUGUACUGAUGUCAUGGCUCGUGGUAUAGAUAUUCCACAUAUUGACUGGGUGAUUCAAUGUGAUCCGCCAACAAAUGCAAAUGAAUUUGUUCAUCGUUGUGGUCGAACUGCUAGAUGUGGACUUGAAGGCAAUGCUUUAUUAUUUGUUACUCAAGAAGAAGCUGCCUACAUCAAUUUCUUACAUAUUAAUCAACAAGUUAAUUUAUUGCAUAUGGAACGUGAACAACUCAAUGAACAUUUAACUGCAUUCACUCUAGUUGAUUCAGUUGAUUCUGUCGCUGAACGAAUUCGAAAACUGUCUAAAAAAGAUAAACUAUUACAUGAGAAAGCAAUACGUGCAUUUGUUUCCUAUGUUCAAUUUUAUCGAAAACAUGAAUGUAAUUUACUACUGAAUUAUAAAAAAUUAGAUUAUGGUCGAUUGGCGAAUGGUUUCGGACUAUUAAAACUUCCAUUUAUGCCAGAAUUACGAACUGGUAAUGUUAGUGCAUUUAAUCCAUCCAAUGUAAAUAUAUCCAAAUUAACAUAUCGAGAUAAAAGUGUCGCUAAACAACGUGAAUUAAUGCAGUCGUCUACGGACAAAGCUAAAGAAAAAAAGCCUAAAUGGUUAAUUAAAAAACAAAAGAAUAAAUCAUGGAUUGCUAAACGAAAAAAAUCACGUAAAUUAAAAGCAUUAAAGAAACAACAGAAUUCAAUGCCUCAAUCGAUUGAUUUAGAAAAUUGUCAAAAAAAGAAGAAAAAGAAGAAAAAGUAUUAACAGAUGACAGUGUAAUCAAACAAGAAAGAGUAAAAGUGAUGAGAGACUUUUCAUAGCAUGGUCGACAUACGAAAAAGAAAACCUUGAGAACUUGAAACAUACAGGAAUUGGCUUUUUUGAGCCACUAACACUAUUGUAUAUAUAUAUAUGUAUACAUAUAUAAUAAUCAUUAUCAAACAUUUUGUCUUUCGUAUUAAAGUAGGUCUUCUAUUGUGUAUUUGAUAUGGAUAGAAACUAAUUUUAUCGUGUCUUCUUGAAUUGUUUAUCGUAAAUAUUUUUAUCUUUUUAAAGAUAACCCCAUGUUUU
Schistosoma turkestanicum is the source of this 2109-nucleotide messenger RNA. NCBI's taxonomy places the organism in Eukaryota, Metazoa, Platyhelminthes, Trematoda, Strigeidida, Schistosomatidae. The record is from the annotation of a GenBank genome assembly.